UGCCGUUCUCACCCGCGAGGACCCUUUCUUCCUCCCGGACCCAAGAAGACUCUGCUCAAAAUCUCGCCAACCUCCGGGCCACCAUCGCCAUCACCAUCGCUCCUUCCAAAAUCCCCAUCCAGACGAGCAUUUGGAUUGCCAUUCCUUUGUCCGCUUCGCCCAAAAGUUAAAGCGGCGGCGUGCCGUUGUCCGCUUCUCCGCCAGUUCCGUUCCACCUGUGCUCCACCAGCCCGUCCCUCUUCUUGGCUGGCUUCAAGAAAAGACUGGUUCUGGUUCUGGCUCUGGAUCCUCCGCUUCCCCAACCGCCUGGCUGAAGUUCUUGCGGGGGCGAGGCUGCUUGUUUGGGCGGCGGCAAGAGGCGAUUCAGCCGCUGGGGAAGGCCUGCACCGCAAAGAUCCAGUUCGCGGUGGAUGGAGCGAUGCUGCGGGUGUUCUUGAUAAGGUUCUUGCUUGCCUGAUAAGCAAGGUUUCUGGUGGUUCCUCCUCCUGCCGACCAAGACACGGAAAAUCUAAGCCUGUUCACACCUUCUAUUGCUUCAAUUUCCGAGUGCUCUUGCUGCCUGAGAUGACAUCAGUUUUGAGGGAUUGCAUGCCUUGGACUCUGGAACAGAUUCAUCAUCUGUACUCUCUUCAGCUGUUCUAGCUCCCCCUUUUUCCUUGCUGGCUGGCUGCAUCUUUGUGCAAUUCAGGGCUCUUGUGUCCUGUAGCCCCAGUUUCUGUUUGGAUUCAUCAUGGGCACCACUACCGAGCAGAAGAUAGCUCUGCUCCUUCUUGGGACCAUCUGGGUUCUUCUUGGUACCUGCAAUGCUGCUGAAUUCACCCCUGCAGACAACUACCUCAUCAACUGCGGCUCUACGGUCGACGCUAAUCUCAACGAUGGGAGGGUCUUCAAAGCAGACAAUUCCGGCUCGACUAUAUUGACAUCACAUCACAGCGUCCCCGCAAACACCUUGCUGGAUGCAGUCAUAAGUUCUGACAAUCCUGUGCUGUAUAAAACUGCAAGGAUAUUCAUUGUGCCGUCGUCCUACUCCUUCAACAUGAAGAGCCGUGGCCGGCAUUUUGUCCGGCUACACUUCUUCGGUUUCAGAUACCAGAGCUAUGAUCUUGCCGCGGCAAAGUUCAAAGUGUCCACCCAGCAUGUUGUGUUACUUGACAAUUUCACUCCGCCGAGCAAUUCCUCACUGUUGGUCAGGGAGUAUUCGCUGAAUAUUACCGAGGAUAUGCUGAUUCUCUCAUUUGUGCCUCUUGGAAACAGCACAUCUUUUAUCAAUGCUAUUGAAGUAAUAUCUGUUCCUGAUGAUCUGAUACAGGAUUCAGCCCAAACUGUGAAUCCCUCCGGCCAGUAUCUUGGCCUUGCAACACAGUCAUUUCAGACAUUCUACAGGAUUAAUGUAGGUGGACGGGAGGUGACCGUUGUCAAUGACACACUCUCGCGUUCAUGGGAUACUGACCAGAACUUCUUCAUAAAUUCCACUACCACUGAACUGUUUGCUUACCAAGGGAAGCUGAAUUAUCAGAAAGGAGCUGCAACCAAGGAGGAUGCACCGGACAGUGUGUACAACACUGCAAGGCGGUUGGCUGUGCAAAAUAGAACCAGCCCAGCGUCCAACAUGACAUGGCAAUUUGAUGUUGACGGUCGUUCGAGCUAUCUGAUCCGGUUCCAUUUUUGUGACAUAGUGAGCAAGGCAGCAUAUUCCCUCUACUUUGAUAUUUAUGUGGAUGGCGGGUUAGCGUUAGAAAAUCUUGACCUCUCUGAAAAAGUUUUUGGUACCUUGGCUGUGCCAUACUACACGGAAUUUGUCUUGAAGUCAAGCAAUCCUUCUGGUAAGCUAAGUGUCGGCAUUGGGCCUUCCAGCUUGAGCAAUGUGGCACCAGAUGGCAUCUUGAACGGCCUGGAGAUCAUGAAGAUGAACAUCAGUACUGGCACUAUUUAUGUUGUGUGGCCACCAGCAACGCCAAAAAGGAAACUGGCUAUCAUAUUGGGCCCUGUUCUCGGAGGUGUUGGUGCUGUUAGCAUUGCUAUUAUUCUCUGCUUUGUCCUCAGAAGAAAGAAGGAGAAGAAGCCGCGGCGGGCACCGACAAGUCGACCUUCAAGUUCUUGGUCACCACUUACCCUCAAUGGCCUUAGCUUCCUUAGCAUAGGUACCCGAACAACCAGCCGGACCACUCAUACAUCUGGGACAAACAGUGAUGUAAGCUACCGAAUUCCUUUUGCUUUGCUGCAAGUGGCAACAAAACACUUCGACGAGCAGAUGGUUGUCGGAGUUGGGGGGUUUGGGAAGGUAUACAAAGCAGUUCUGCAGGACAGCACCAAAGUCGCAGUCAAGCGGGGCAACCAGAAGUCCCACCAAGGGCUCAAAGAAUUCCGGACAGAGAUCGAGCUGCUGUCGGGGCUGCGACACCGUCACCUCGUGUCGCUCAUCGGAUAUUGCGAUGAGCAGAACGAGAUGAUCUUGGUGUAUGAGUACAUGGAGAAAGGCACGCUGAAGAGUCACCUGUAUGGCAGUGACAUGCCUCCCCUCAGCUGGAAGAAAAGAGUGGAAAUCUGCAUAGGGGCUGCAAGGGGGCUCCACUACCUGCACACAGGUUUUGCAAAGUCGAUCAUCCAUCGUGAUGUCAAGUCGGCAAACAUUCUCCUCGACGAAAAUCUCAUGGCCAAGGUUUCUGAUUUCGGUCUCUCGAAGACGGGACCUGAGUUGGAUCAGACACAUGUUAGCACUGCGGUGAAAGGGAGCUUCGGGUAUCUUGACCCUGAGUACUACCGGAGGCAGAAGCUGACCGACAAGUCGGAUGUGUACUCAUUCGGCGUGGUCUUGCUGGAGGUGAUCUGUGCGAGGCCAGUCAUCGAUCCGACGCUUCCAAGAGACAUGAUCAACCUUGCAGAAUGGGCAAUCAAGUGGCAGAAGAGGGGAGAGCUUGGUCAGAUCGUCGAUCAACGGAUCGCUGGGACAAUCAGGCCAGAGUCAUUGAGGAAGUACGGUGAGACGGUCGAGAAGUGUCUUGUGGAUUACGGCGUUGACCGCCCUACAAUGGGCGAUGUCCUGUGGAAUCUGGAGUUUGUGCUCCAGCUGCAGGAGGCCGGCCCGGACAUCUCCAAUGUCGACAGCAUGAAUCAGAUCUCUGAACUUCCUUCAGACGCCAGAAGGAUGGGCUCUUUGGAGAUCGGUACCGCAGACGAAGCAGACGAAGGCCGCACGCACAUGGAUUACUCUCAGAUGUCGACCAACGAUGCCUUCUCGCAGCUGAUGAACACUGAAGGGAGGUGAACUGGACUGCAUUGUUUCUGUGUCACUAAGGAAGUUGGUAAAAACAUGUUGACCUGGAGAAAAGAGAUGUCUGUUGCUUGUCCAUACCAUGUACUGUUGUUGCUGACAAGCCCUUAAUUGCAUUCAUGUUCUGAUAUAUGUUUUGUUCUUUGAAUUAUAUAAAGGAUGAUCUGUUAGAUGUUUGUCAGCA
This is a messenger RNA of Triticum urartu, 3455 nucleotides long. RefSeq names its product receptor-like protein kinase HERK 1. The record is from RefSeq and is a predicted model, not a curated record. Gene Ontology annotation, molecular function: protein kinase activity; ATP binding. Lineage: Eukaryota; Viridiplantae; Streptophyta; Magnoliopsida; Poales; Poaceae. Gene Ontology annotation, biological process: protein phosphorylation.